This is a messenger RNA of Punctularia strigosozonata HHB-11173 SS5, 1869 nucleotides long. RefSeq lists its product as uncharacterized. The coding region runs from base 132 to 1685 and encodes 517 amino acids. Gene Ontology annotation, biological process: carbohydrate metabolic process. NCBI's taxonomy places the organism in Eukaryota, Fungi, Basidiomycota, Agaricomycetes, Corticiales, Punctulariaceae. The transcript is spliced from 8 exons. The record is from RefSeq and is a predicted model, not a curated record.
GUUUCCUCUCGUCGUCGGCGUAGCCAGCGAGCUCUCUAACAGACCGUAGCCUCCAGCUCCGGCUGCUGAUCUCCCGUCCCCACUAUCUCUCUACCUCUUCAUCGUAAUUUACCGGAGCGACCGCCUUCGCUAUGCUCUCGCGCGCCUUCCUUGCCGCCUUCCUGCCUCUGCUGGUCGUCGCCCAGGAUGGAUCCAUCAGCGGGCCCACCAGCAGUUCCCAAGCUGCUGGGUACUCCUGCGACACGUCCAAGUGCAAGCUACCAGACUGUAACUGUGCCAGCACCAGUCCGCCUGGCGGUUUGUCACCCUCCCAGGUCCCUCAGUUCGUCGUAUUCACUGCCGAUGAUGCGGUCCAGUCGUAUACUAUCGACGCGGUGAAUCAGUUCCUGGCCCACCGCAAGAACCCGAAUGGAUGCACACCCAAGAUGACCUACUUCACGUCGCUCAACUACACGAACUAUACCCUCGUCACGGAUUGGUUCGUCGCCGGGAACGAGAUAGCUGAUCAUACUAUGACACAUGUUGGAACGCCACCUUCGGACGAGAUCAACGGCAACCUGGUUGCGCUGAAUGCGCUUGCCGGUAUCCCUCUCAACUCGAUUCAGGGAUUCCGUGCUCCGUAUCUGAACUACUCGGUCGACACCCUCAAGCUCCUGGCUCAAGCGGAUUUUACCUACGAUUCAUCCGCGUCGGCAUCCAUACCGGUUACUGAUGACGGCACGGACGCUUUCUGGCCUUAUACGCUCGACUACGGCAUGGCGAACGAUUGCCUGAGCGUCGAUGGGAUCUGCAAAGGCGAGCCCAAGCUGCCUGGCUUCUGGGAAAUUCCUAUGUAUGCCUUCUUCGACAACCUUGGCGUUAAUGGCCCUCACUUGAUGGACCCUUGGCUGGACGCCGCCAACGGUGGUUCGAGCGUCAACGAUACCGCGACGUUCGAGUACAUGAAGAACACCUUCACCGCUCAUUACACUAGCAAUCGGCAGCCCAUCGGCCUUUACACGCACCCUAUCCAUGUUUCACUUUCUUACCCAGGCUCUACCGCAUCCAACUCGACUAUCAAGAUGAUCAACGCCUUCCUUGACUGGGCGCAGGAGCAGGACAACGUGUGGAUUGUGUCCAACGAGCAACUUCUGGCUUGGGUGAAGAACCCCGUACCCGUCGACCAGCUCGAUCAGGUUGACGCCCUCAAGUGCUCGACACCCGAUGUUGAUGCAUCGGAGAAGAUCUGCAACGGUAUCCCGCAGAACGAGGCCGGUCUACUGUCUCACUGCGCGUUCUCAGACUUCCCAUUCUACACCUGCUACGGUUGCCCGGAAGUUCCGCCUUCACCUUCAGACCCCAACCCCCCUCAGCAGGUUCCCGAUGGCGAACAAGCGCGCUUUAGACUCCCAUCAAACUGCUCCACGCCCUUCUGGGACCCGAUCGACGGCAAGUGCAUCUGCAACUCCUCGACGUGCUCCUUUACGGACGCCUCCCGUCCCAUCGGCCCCAACGGCGCUAACCUUACCGGUGGCGGAUCCGGUGGAACCUUUGGAAGUAGCGAAUCGGCGAGCGCUACGGCUACUUACGUCCCGUUUAACGGCAGUGGCGCAGUUCCUUCCAUGAGCCUUCCGACCGGCAUAUGGGCUGCGGCCCUUGUGGGCUUGAUCGGUGCCGUAUAUGGUGCUGUGGGCGUCAUGGUCUGACAUAAACCUGCGCAAACGCCCAGCAUGUUAUCUCUCAUUUAUCGGACCUUGGACUUGGAUAGGAAUCGCACUUUAGUUAAUUUUGCCUAGGCGUUCACUGUCCCUCACGCGCAAACCACUUUGCACCACUCCUCGCAUGAUCGUAGUACCUUACGCCGUGAUAAUAGCAGCAUAUCUUUCAUGU